Anguilla rostrata (American eel) is the source of this 5184-nucleotide messenger RNA. Its product is annotated as hypermethylated in cancer 2 protein-like. Gene Ontology annotation, molecular function: DNA-binding transcription factor activity, RNA polymerase II-specific; protein binding. The coding region runs from base 359 to 2101 and encodes 580 amino acids. The record is from RefSeq and is a predicted model, not a curated record. The transcript has 2 exons. Gene Ontology annotation, cellular component: nucleus. Lineage: Eukaryota; Metazoa; Chordata; Actinopteri; Anguilliformes; Anguillidae. Gene Ontology annotation, biological process: regulation of transcription by RNA polymerase II.
UUGCAUGUUGUUAAGCAAAUAUUUGGUUUUGUUUAUAUAUGUUUUUAAAGCUCUCACAUUUAGGAAGCCCACGUUUGUAAAUGUAUAGCUUGGUGAACUGGCAAAUUCAAUUAAGCACAAGCAAAUACCCGUUUCAUCUCGCGCUUAGGAAUUAUGGGGAUCCCCAUACUGUUUUUCCAUGCGUUUAUCUUUAAGCAGUAAUUGCGCUUAAAAUGUUAAAUACCGAGUGCAAGGCUGGCAUCGAAAUCGCAUCAAUGUGCAAGAUAUGAUGGGAAAUGUAAUUUAACUGCAUUCGGACAAUCGAGACCGUCGGUUUACAUUCAGCGACUACAUUUGAAUAUGCUAUGGGCGCUAUCCAAUGAACCAGGCUGUACAGGUGUCGGAAGAGAAGGUGGAAAUGGAAUUGCCAAAUCAUGCCAAACAAUUGCUGCUGCAGCUGAACCAGCAAAGAGCCAAAGGUUUCCUGUGUGACGUGAUCAUCGUGGUGGAGAACGCCCUCUUCCGGGCACACAAGAACAUCCUGGCGGCCAGCAGCAUCUACUUCAAGUCCCUCAUGCUCCACGACAACCUGAUCAACCUGGACACGGAGAUGGUGAACCCGUCCGUGUUCCGGCAGAUCCUGGACUUCAUCUACACGGGCAAGCUGCUGUCCUCGGAGCCGAGCAGCGAGCAGAACUUCACCGCCCUCCUGACGGCGGCCAGCUACCUCCAGCUGCACGACCUGGCGGCGCUCUGCAGGAAGAAACUCAAACGCAGCGGCAAACCCCUACCCGCCAAGCCCUGCACCCCCACCGGAGGGCGCCCUCUCCGCACCCAGAGGCUGUCCUCCAUGCCGCUGGUCCUCGCCCGCUUCUCGGGGGCGAAGGAGAGCGAAAAGAAGGAGCGGCGCGCCGAGCCGGCGAGCGACAGGCUGUCGGAUGAGGAGCACGGCGAGGGCGCGGGCCAGGCGGCCGGGGGGAGCAGCAACGGGAGCAGCGGGGGGAACCAGCAGCUAGGCCUGGACCUGUCCAAAAAGAGCCCCUCCGUCGGCACGGCGACCGACGAGGUGAGCCCCAACAGCAGCACCCCUCUGGAGUCCCCGCCCCGCUCCACAUCCACAGCCAACAGUGCCUCGUUCGAAGACCCCCAGCAGGGCGGCGACGCCGAGCCCAUGGACCUGGGGGAGGCGGGGGCGCAGGAGGAGCGCCAGGCCCUGCCAGGGCUGCGCAAGAGCUCCCGCCAGAUCGCCCGCAAGAAGGAGGGGGGCGAGGGGGGGGAGGACGCCGGCAAGGAGCCGGGCCGUCCCGUCCUGACCAACGGCCUCGGCCGGGGGGCCAAGAAGCCGCCGACGGGCGAGCAGCGGUCCAGCGGUGGCAGCUUCAGCUCGGACCGCUCCUUCCUGUGCAAGGAGGAAGAGGAGGAGGAGGACGAGGAAGGGGCAGAGAACGGGCGGGAGCACAGCGAGGACAGCGGGCAGAGUGAGGCGGAGGGCCGGGGGGGCGGCGGCAGGGCCGGCGGGGGCCGACGCCGGGCCGGCGCUAACUACGUGUUCCGGCAGGAGGGCUUUGAGCCGGCGCUGGGCGACAACCUGUACGUGUGCAUCCCCUGCGGCAAAGGCUUCCCCAGCUCGGAGCAGCUCAACGCCCACGUGGAGACGCACACCGAGGAGGAGCUCUACAUCAAGGAGGAGGACUCCUACGCCAAGGAGGCCACGGAGGCGGAGGACCUGUCCUCGCAGGCGGCCCCCCCCGCGGCAGCCUUCGGCGCCGGCUCCGAGCCCCGCCCCUUCAAGUGCACGGUGUGCAGCAAGAGCUACAAGGACCCGGCGACCCUGCGGCAGCACGAGAAGAGCCACUGGCUGACCCGGCCCUUCCCCUGCAACAUCUGCGGCAAGAUGUUCACGCAGCGCGGCACCAUGACCCGCCACAUGCGCAGCCACCUGGGCCUCAAGCCCUUCGCCUGCGAGGAGUGCGGCAUGCGCUUCACCCGCCAGUACCGCCUGACCGAGCACAUGCGCGUGCACUCGGGCGAGAAGCCCUACGAGUGCCAGCUCUGCGGCGGGAAGUUCACACAGCAGCGCAACCUGAUCAGCCACCUGCGCAUGCACACGUCCCCGUCAUAAAGCCAAAGACUCGCCAUAUCCCCUCUUUUCCCUUUUUCUUUUCUCUUUUCUCCAAAGCAUACGCGCUCAGUCGCGCGCCCUCUCUCCUUUUCCGCGAUGGAGACCCGGCGGCACACGCAGAAAUUCCUCAAACACCUCUCUGCCCGUGUGACACCCGUGCCGGUAGGUCACAUGACCCACAAGGCACAAAGAAGCUUAGGGGAAGACGGGCGUGGUCUCCCUUCUCUGCUGAAACUCCAGGGAUGAGUGGAGAAACCUGCAGUUUUAUUUUUACUACAUGCUGUGAAUGUUGACUGGGGUACUCAAACUGUGUCACGACCACUUGAGAUGACCAAAAACCCUAAACCCUUCCACCCCUUUCUCCAAAAAAAAGAAAAAAAGUCUAACCUUUUUCAAAAACGAGCCACAGUGAAAUAGGUAGACCAGUUUACUACCAACAGGUGUGGCUUCAAGUAGUGUGAGUAGUAGAAGGAAACAUAAAUGAAACUCUUCAGCAGACACCCGUGUGUUUGUUGGCGGUCGAACCGAAGCCAGACCUCUUGAACCGUAUGGCAGUUUUCCAGCAUGCAAGUAGGCAGUAGAAUCUUGUAGCCGUUUAUCCUGAAGGUAAGAAUGCACAAAGGACUGAACCUGUGUAUAAAGGAGAGAAACUGGGUAUGCCUAUGUAGCCUGGCCCAUUAAACUCAGUGGUCUGAAGGUUAGUUUAUUACCCCAACAUACACAGCUACCCUGCUUGUGGUCCUUUUAAUAGGAUUCUAGAGAAGGGGGUCUGAAACCGAUAUUAGGAUUAUUUUCAUUUAUAGUUCUUACGGUUAUUCCAGCAAAGGAAAAAAAUACAAAACAUAGUGGUACUUGUUUUAUUGAAAGAACUUGUAAUGUAUGUGAAUGUUUAAACUGGAAGUUAUAGGAAUAUUUCUUGUAGGGGUGGGGUGAAGGUAUUGUUUUGGGGGUGUUUUUUGAUAUAGUCUGGAGUAGGUACCAUUUUUUUGGGUUUGUAUAGCUUUUCCCCCUCACUUAAAAAAAGAAAAAAGACAAGUCUACAUGAAUAGGCUUGUAACCUUGCUACCUCUUAUCUUUAAGAACAAUACGCGGAUUCGUCUGAGAAUGUCGGAGGUGUCCUGAUUGUAAUUACAUGUAUAAAGUCUGUAGAGUUGCAUUUAACAUGAGGCUUUAAAACCUGCCCAUCUCUCAACAAAGGUUUUCAUGCUGUAUUUCUCGGGGGUUUACUGGUGAUCAUGGUUUUCUUGUCAAAGGAAAGGAUAGCUUUUUGGGCGCUGAGUAUUCGGGAGUCCCUCCUCAGAAACGUACUGUAACGUCCUUGCCUGGAGCCCACAGCUGAAAGCAGGUUAGUUUAUUUCUGAACUUCGUUCCAAAGAGAUGAUGAAUGUCAAGGAGCUGAUUAACAAAUACUAGAGAAGUCCAUAACCAAAGUUUAAAAAAAUAUGAGAGUAAAUAUACAGUGUAGCUGACUAAAUUAUUUUCUUCUCCUGUAAUUUUUAUGUUUUAAAAUUCUAUCCUAGACCAAGAACUCUGUAGUGGGGGGCUUUGAAUGUUAACUAAUUGCUGUAUUUUUCUGACCAAUGAAAGUCUGCGGAUUGCAAGUAAAACUUCUGCUGAUUGGUGGGCUGGUAAAAUUGUAAACUUUGCAGCUUCAGAAGUUUACAGUGUUCCCUCGGCAACAGUUUGUCUCAUUUCCCUUGUACUCUCACCUGUUCUCAACAGGGUGUUUUAUUUCAGUGCAGACCAAAAAAAAAAAAACAAAAACAAAAAAACUAAAGAAAAAAAGGUAAAAUUUAAAUGUAAUAAUGUGGAUUUAGGCUUGUAGAUUUGCUUGUUUUUUGUUGUUUUUUUGAUCAGAAUUGUGAAGCUUGUAUUGAAUGAGCGGUACACUGGACCAGAGAGGACAGAUUCUUUUGGGCUGUAUUAGCUACCCAUUUGAAAAUUGCUAUGGACUCAAACUGUCAAAUUAAAAACAAACAUUAAAUUAAUAAUUUUGAUAUAUAAUUCUAUAUUUAGUCAUGAUCUUAAAACGGUGGGCCCUCUCAUUGGUUGGUGUAAUGUUACUGGAUGAGGGUAACUGCUAUUAAAAAUGGAUUAUAAAAAUGGUGAAAUUCCCCAAAAGAACCAUUCACACAGAAUCCAGUGUGUCAUGUUCCCAGCAGGACUCUGCAGAAGGACCUUCAAUACAAGCCUUGUAGACAUUCCUCUAUGCUUGCUCAUAGUCAUGUUUUAUGUGAAAUGUGUAUCGGCAUCGCGAUGCGGCCACAGUCCUGAUUCUGUUGAGUGCAGACGGAGGCUGCUGCAUUCUGGGCUCCUGUCAGUCGCCAUCUUGGCUUUCCUGAAAGACUCUGUUCUUCUCCCCUUGUUUUGAGAGGAAAACUUUUGAGACAUUUGCUUUUCAUUUGAUUUUACAUUUAUAUAAAAAAACAACACGGCCUUAGUUAGUUCUGCUUCCACACACUUGGUUCCCUCUGCCUGCCUUCUCAUUUUGAAGUCAGAACUUUUGAGUCAUUGAUUCCAUUAUUUUAUUUUUACAAUUAUGGAGAGAAAAAAAUCAAUCUGCCCUUCAUUUAUUCCAGUACCAAACUCCCUGUUGCCUCCCCUUCAGUGUCAAGGGCACAUGUGGCCUGGGACAGGGGCUGUGCCCCCCCAGCCUGGUUUACAGGAAGCCCCCUCAGUCUGCUGCAUGUGGCGCUUUCCUCCCCCCCCCCCCUCCCCUUUUUGUUUUUAAGUAUUUAACGUUUGCGCUUCUCUAAUCAGUGCAGGGUCUGUUUUCCUCCAAACGCCCCCCUUCCAGGACAUUCAGGAGCCCAGGAUGCUUUCCCUCUCUACACCUGUGUGCACGUCAGCACUUAAUCAGUUCAGUGUAAUGUCUGUGAAGCAAAGGUGUAUUGUACAGUGAGAUCUACUGAUCUCUGCAAAGAUGUUGGCACUGCAGUUAAACUAAAGAAAGCAAGAAUGACAAAAGGAAAGCAAAAAAAAAAACAAAACAGGAAAAACACAAACUGUGACAGUACUACUACUCAAACUUCAGGGACGGUUUUGUGUCUUAGAACACAGGACUUUCAACUACAUUUGUACAA